Messenger RNA from Melampsora larici-populina 98AG31, 780 nucleotides. RefSeq lists its product as uncharacterized. The record is from RefSeq and is a predicted model, not a curated record. NCBI's taxonomy places the organism in Eukaryota, Fungi, Basidiomycota, Pucciniomycetes, Pucciniales, Melampsoraceae. Bases 1 to 780 code for a protein of 259 amino acids. The transcript has 2 exons.
AUGUCUCAUUCAUCUUCAAUCUCAGAAAGCUUAGAUAAUCAAUUUAGCAAGUGUCACCAAAAGGACUAUGAUUGUACCCAACCCAUAGAUAAUUGCAAGAGUCUGCCUGAGCAUCUCGAGCAUACAGAUUGGGUUCAAACAGACAGUGAACAUGAUGAAUUUUUCUUCAGAGAUGUUCACAGAAUUUUGAAUGAAGCCAUGAUUCUGUUUCUAGACUAUGACCUCUACCAUGUUUCAUACUUACUCUCUGUCAAAAAUCAAUCAGUAGACCUCAAAACCAGUCUUCAAACAGCAAUUGUUGGUCUUCAACCUCUGAAUGCUACACCAACUGUAUCCAAUCGUCGAAGACUUCUUGAAAUGGCCAAAUGUUUACUAGGUGUAAUUGACAACUAUGAAAAGCAACAAAAUCAAAAUAACUUAUCACUUGAAGUCAAAGUACCUUUUUGCCUUAGAUACCCUACCUUGGAAUCAUUAGAGAAACUUGAUGAGGAUAAUGAAAAGAAGAUGAACAUUAUGAAGUAUGAAAAGGCCAAAAGGACCAUUGGUAUCUUCAUUCCACCAAGAUCUAAGUUAGCUUGCUUCAGAGCCGCCUUGAUAGUUGGAACAAGAGUGGAUAACCCACAAAUAGAAUUAAGUACUACUACAGUUGAUCAACAUCCCAAGUUACCUAUACACCCUUCCAACAUCCCUCAUCAAGCAAGAUUCAAAACAAACUCAAACAACAAGAAGACUGUAGCAAAAAGGAAAAAAGGACCUUGGUCCAAACUUCAUCAAAACUGA